Molecule: messenger RNA, 1473 nt
Organism: Dimorphilus gyrociliatus
Lineage: Eukaryota; Metazoa; Annelida; Polychaeta; Dinophilidae
Source: the annotation of a GenBank genome assembly
AGAACUCCUUUCUUUUCGAAACCAAAAUGGCGUCCAAGAAGCCUGCGCAAAUAGAAGUUGUACAAAUUGACUCAGUUGUAAGUAUCGUUUUGCGCAGAUUUCGUGUUUAUAACGUCUCUUUUUAACAUUAAAGCACUUUGAUUCUAUUUUGAGGAAAAAUUAUGAUAUUUUAAAGAGAAUAAAAAUAUCCGGCGUUUGUCACGUGUACAUGGCAUCUGUUAUUACCUUUUAUCUUUCAGGUACUUUUGAAAAUUAUUAAACAUUGUCAAGAUGACGGGAUGUCAGCUUCUGACCCAGUUCAAGGAGUAUUGUUAGGACUGAUUGAAGGAACAAAAUUAGAAGUUACCAAUUGUUUCCCGAUUCCCAAGACUACUGAAGAAGAUGAUUUUGAUGAAAUGUAUUAUCAAAUCGAAGUCAUUAGGAAAUUAAGACAUGUUAACGUAGACCAUUUAAGUGUUGGAUGGUAUCAAAGUAAUUGUUAUGGUUCAUUCAUCAAUAAAGGUGUAUUAGAGUCUCAAUUUAACUACCAAAACUCGAUUGAAGAGAGUAUUGUGUUAAUCUACGAUCCAAUCAAAAGUAGUAAGGGAAAACUAUCCUUGAAAGCCCUCCGACUUACACCAGUGAUGAUGCAGUUUUUCAAUGAAGGAAAAUAUACUCCUGAAGAUUUAAAGAAAACAGGAACCAGCUUUGAUAACAUGUUUGAAGAAGUUGAUAUCGUGAUUAAAACUUCAAAUUUAACUAGUGCAUUGUGCUGUGAAUUAGGAGAAAUUAUGCCAAGCGGUAAUCAAUAUGGAUUCCUCGAUUUAGGAAUGGGCAAUUUACUAGAAAAGAAAUUGAAAUUACUGAUGGAUUGCGUUGAUGAAUUAUCACAAGACUCAAGUCGAUUCUUUAGUUAUCAAAGGCAAUGCCAAAAACAACAACAGCAGAAACAGCAAGCUCUACAAAAGAGAUUUGCUGAAAAUAAAGCAAGAUCAGAAAGAGGCGAAGCUCCAUUGCCUGAUGACGACAUUCAUAAGCAAUUUAAGCCAAUCGCAGUUCCACCACGAUUGGAUUCCCUUUUGGUGUCCUCACAAAUUGCAUCUUUUGCUGAACAGAUUGACGAAUUUGCCAACCAGAGCUUUGGAAAAUUGUUUAUGGGUGAGAGUUUGCUACCGAAAGAAGAAAGCGGGUCUUCCGGUGCUAAAGACUGAAGUUAUUUUGUUUAAAUUACAUUCUAAGAAUAAAUUUUCUUUUUUUUUUCCUGCUUGAACUUAAGAUCACGAUUCACACUUAACUCAGUGUACAUUAUGUAUCAUUCAAUUUUUCCUAAGUGGCAUUAGUGCUUAGAAGAACAAUUUUGAAAGUUCUGUGAAGAUGGUUAAACUCUAUUUUCUUAAUAUAAUUACACAUUUUAACAUAAUUUCUAUAUGAUUGUUAAAUCAACUAUCGAUCUAUCAUUGGCAGAUGAAAUACACAUUUUCCGCUAUCCUAUAA